UGGAGUGGGAAGUGAGUUCUCUCCUGAGCCCCACAGACUCUCCGUAGUGCUGGCAGACUUCUUCAAUUCCUUUUCUUGUUGUUGCUUUCCUUUCCUGUAUUAAUUGACUCCUAAAGACCUACAGCAGUGGGAAAAGCUUCUGAGAAGUCACAGCCUGGAGGAGCAAUUUAGGUCUUAAUUUUCAAAACUCUUCGGUCUGAGCUCUCCAGAUGGAGGAUCCCAUCCAGCUGAAGGAGGAGGGCAAUAAAUAUUUUCAGGCCAAUGACUACGAGAAAGCCCUUCAAAGCUACACUCAAGCCUUAAAGCUCAACAAGGACAAGGCGCUGCAGGCGGUGCUGUACAGGAACAGGGCAGCCUGCUUCCUCAAAAAGGAGGAAUACGCCAAGGCAGCCUCGGAUGCGUCUCGAGCUAUCGACAUCAACGCUUCAGAUAUCAAAGCCUUGUACCGGCGCAGCCAAGCUCUGGAAAAGCUGGGGAAGUUGGACCAAGCGUUCAAAGAUGCUCAGAAAUGCGCCACCAUCGAACCCCGCAACAAGAACUUCCAGGAGACCCUGAGGCGGCUGGGGGCCAACAUCCAGGAGAAGCUGCGCAUUCAGUUCUCCACGGACUCGAGGGUGCAGAAGAUGUUUGAAAUCCUGCUGGAUGAGAACAGCGAGAAAGAAAAGCGAGAAAAGGCUGCAAACAACCUCAUAGUCCUGGGGCGAGAGGAAGCAGGUGCCGAGAGGAUUUUCCAGAAUAACGGAGUCAACUUGCUGCUGCAGCUGAUAGAAACCAAAAAUCCUGAGCUGAUCCUGGCAGCCGUGAGGACACUUUCGGGGAUGUGCACAGGACAUAAGGCUCGGGCCACUGCCAUUCUCCAUUACCUGGGCAUCGACAGCAUUUGUAUGUGGAUGUCGGUAGACAACGAGGAAAUCUCCCUGGCUGUCUGCAACCUCCUGCAGACCAUCAUUGACUGCCUGCUGGGCCAGGGCAAAGAGGAGCACCACGGCAAGGAGGAGGCUGUUGUGUUAGAUACUAAGAAAGAUUUGAAGAUGAUCACAAUGCGUUUGCUGGAUAUGCUGGUCAGCAAGAGAGUGUCUGGGCAAGGGCGAGACAGAGCUCUCAACCUCCUCAACAAGAACAUACCGAGGAAGGACCUGAAAGACCACGACAACAGCAGGAGCAUCUUUGUCAUCGACAAUGGCUUAAAAAAGAUACUGAAAGUGGUGGGCCAGAUUCCUGAGAUGCCUGACUGCCUGCCCCUGACAGAGAACACCCAGCUGACUGCCUCUGUCCUCCUGAAUAAGCUGUACGAUGACCUGCGCUGCGACCCGGAGCGUGACAACUACCGGAUCAUCUGCGAGGAGUACAUCAAGAGCAAAAUCGACCCACAAGACAUGGAUAAGACACUCCAUGCUGUCCAGAUUGUGUCUGGAGUUCUGCAGGGGCCCUUUGACUUGGGCAACAAGCUGCUUGGCAUGAAGGGAGUGAUGGAGAUGAUGGUGGCCCUGUGUGGGUCCGAGAGGGAGAUUGACCAGCUGGUGGCUGUGGAAGCCCUCAUCCAUGCCUCCACCAAGCUGAGCCGAGCCACCUUCAUCAUCUCCAACGGGGUGAACCUCCUGAAGGAGAUCUACAAGAAGACCAAGAAUGAGAAGAUCAAAAUCCGAGCCCUGGUGGGUCUCUGCAAGCUGGGCUCAGCGGGAGGCACAGAUUAUGGCCUGCGGCAGUUUGCUGAGGGGUCCACUGAGAAGCUGGCCAGGCAGUGCCGAAAGUGGUUGUGCAACACCACCAUUGAUGCCCGCACCAGGAAAUGGGCUGUGGAAGGGAUGUCAUAUCUCACCCUCGAUGCAGAUGUGAAAGAUGACUUUGUUGAAGAUGAGCCAGCCCUGAAAGCUAUGUUUGAUUUAGCCAAGACAAGCGACAAGACCAUCUUGUACUCUGUGGCUUCUGCUCUGGUGAACUGUACCAACAGCUACGACACCAAGGAGCUGGUCCCAGAGCUGGUGCAACUGGCAAAAUUCUCCAAGCAGCACGUGCCUGAGGAGCAUCCAAAGGACAAGAAGGAUUUUGUGGUGAAGCGGGUGAAGCGGCUGCUGAAGGCCGGGGUGGUCUCUGCCCUGGCCUGCAUGGUGAAGGCAGACAGUGCCAUCCUGACAGACCAGACCAAGGAGCUCAUUGCCAGGGUGUUUCUUGCCUUGUGUGAAGACCCCAAGGACCGUGGGACCAUUGUCGCUCAGGGAGGUGGAAAGGCUCUGAUACCUCUGGCUGUGGAAGGUACAGAUGUUGGCAAGAUAAAGGCUUCUCACGCUCUGGCAAAAAUUGCUGCUAUCUCCAAUCCAGACAUUGCAUUCCCAGGGGAGAGGGUUUAUGAGGUGGUGAGGCCCCUCGUCAGCCUGCUGAACACAGAGAGAGAUGGCCUCCAGAACUACGAGGCUCUACUGGGUCUCACUAACUUUUCAGGAAGAAGUGAUAAACUUAGGUUGAAGAUAGUCAAAGAGAAGGCCCUGCCAGAUAUUGAAAACUACAUGUUUGAGAACCACGACCAGCUUCGACAGGCAGCCACCGAGUGCAUGUGCAACCUGGUGGUCAACAAAGAGGUUCAGGAGAGGUUUGUGGCUGAUGGAAACGACCGGCUGAAGUUGGUGGUGUUGCUGUGUGGGGAGGACGACGAGAAGGUCCAGGUUGCGGCGGCAGGAGCCCUGGCCAUGCUUACGGCAGCACAAAAGAAACUCUGCUCUAAGAUGACUCAAGUGACCACCCAGUGGCUCGAAAUCCUGCAGAGGCUCUGCUUGCACGACAACAUGGAGGUCCAGCACCGAGGCUUGGUCAUUGCUUUCAACUUAAUCAGCGCUGACAAAGAGCUGGCGAAGAAGCUGGUGGAGUCGGAGCUCCUGGAGAUCCUGACCUACGUUGGGAAGCAGGAGGAUCACCCCAAGAAGCAGCACGUCAUUAACGUGGCGCGUGAUUGCCUCACGAGGUGCAUGGAUUAUGGGCUGAUCAAACCCUUCUCUCAGGCAUGAGGAGGUGAAAAGCAACAAAAAAGGGCUGAGUGUGGGGGG
Molecule: messenger RNA, 3038 nt
Organism: Empidonax traillii (willow flycatcher)
Lineage: Eukaryota; Metazoa; Chordata; Aves; Passeriformes; Tyrannidae
Gene: UNC45B
Product: unc-45 myosin chaperone B
Exons: 20
Coding region: 210-2999 (929 amino acids)
Molecular function (GO): Hsp90 protein binding
Source: RefSeq, a predicted model, not a curated record